Molecule: messenger RNA, 2846 nt
Organism: Nilaparvata lugens (brown planthopper)
Lineage: Eukaryota; Metazoa; Arthropoda; Insecta; Hemiptera; Delphacidae
Exons: 5
Coding region: 408-2183 (591 amino acids)
Biological process (GO): stabilization of membrane potential; potassium ion transmembrane transport
Cellular component (GO): membrane
Molecular function (GO): potassium ion leak channel activity
Source: RefSeq, a predicted model, not a curated record
GGGAGUUGGGGGCAAAUUGAGUUACAAGUUGCUCCUCACAUUUCAAGCUCACGUGCCUGCAGCUAACUUGAGUCGGGUAGUUCACCCUCCACAUCAACAGCAACAUCGCUCAAACUGGGCAGCAAACUCAUUAUAGUGCCUCAACUUGAAUUGUAAUGCAGUCAGAAAAUAAUUAUCUUGGUUAUUAUAGUUAGUGAGUAAUAAUAUUCUCAGUUAGUGUAUAUAUCCAAUAGGACUCCAUUUUUAUCAGAAGUAUGAAGUACGGUGCAUUGGAAUAACUCUCUAAUUUUUUAUACCUGUGAUAAUAUAAGGUUCUAAAUUGUCAAGAAAAGAGAUUCCCCAGAGAAAAUCAUAAUCACUAUAGAAAUAAAACUCUUCGUGAUCGGACAACUCUCAAAAAUCAAGAAAUGUUUAUAGGUAAAUUGACAAAGUCACAUAAAUCUUGGAAAGAGAACAACGAGUCCAAGAGUAACAUCAACGAUUAUUAUGGGAAGUGUCAAAUCAAAACAUUGGGUCGUGUAUUCGAUGAUACAGAGCAAACGAAACAAGAGAUGAAGACUCCUGCUCAUGGCUCUGGAAACCAUGUAAGAGAUAAUUCUUUGUCUGACAGUGCGGAUGAAUCAUGCAUUGAUACAGUGGCUGAGGUACAUAAGUCGGAAGAGGAGACAACAAAGAAGAAAAAAUAUUUCAGGAAAGGAGCAAAGAAGAAUACAAAUGAUAGAUGUGUAGAAAUUAUGAAUAAGAAGAAUGCAAUGGAAAGUAAUAAUAAUUGCAGCAAUAUCGAGGUAGAAGAGGAGAAGGAACGAGAACCAGUCAAGGGAAGAGAUUUUAGUAGAGUAAGGCAAAAAUUGAAGCUGACAAAACUAUUCAGACCUGCCCAACAUGAAAUACAACAAACCGAAUCACGAGAAGACAUUUUAGAAAAAGAAGAGAUCGAAGACGAAGAUAUAGACAUCGAGAGAGCAGACCAAGCUCUCCCAAGCAUAGUUAUCAAUAGCAAUGUUUGUGAGAGCGAUUUCAAAGUACCUGAAAUAGAGUUUUCUCAAGUGAAUGAGAUAAGAAGUGAGGCUGCAGCUAGAAAUCUAUGUGCAACGAAUAAGGGAUUUGUUGGUGAUGAAGAUAGCAAUAGGAAGAGGAAACGAAGGCCUCCUCAAAUGUCACCUGCUGAUGUUAACAAAGAAGACAUGGUAAGUAAAUCGGUGGGAAUCCAAGCAACACCAUUUCCCCCAUUUCGUCUGCACUUUCUGCCCGAAGAGGAUUGGCGGCAAACUGAUGACAAGUUGCAAAGAGCACUGAAACUGGUGUUGUCACAAUGUGGACUGGCUUGUGUUGUACUCACCUGGGCCAUGCUCGGUGCACUCAUGUUCCGGCUCACUGAAGGACCGCAGGAAACAUUUCAGGUUGCCGAAAUGACACGUCAGCAAUCAGCUCUGGUUGUUGGUCUAGCCACCGAUUUGCGGCAAGUCAUUCCGCAAGAGCCUUUCUGGCGACAAACAAUCGAACGCUAUGCUGCUCAGCAUGAGUCACUCAUACUAUCCGCGGUCAGUUCGGGAUAUCCUCAGAGAGGAACGAUCUGGACCUAUCCUGGAUCCCUGCUGUUUGCUACUUCACUCUUGACAACUUUGGGUUUUGGUGCCCCAGUACCUAGGACAGUGGUAGGAAGGAUGUGUGCAAUUAUAUUCGCAGGACUUGGAAUUCCUGUUCAUUUAUUACUUGUGCUAAAUAUCGGCCUCUUGAUAGCAGUCAAAUUGACACGACUGGCCAAUAUUCUUGAGAAGAAAGCCAAGCGAGUAAAGCUGAAAAUUCACAGAGUUCAGACUCGGGAGAACGAUGACAAGGAAAGUUGGCCAGAAGAGUUGUUUGCCUGUGACAGAAUAAUGCCACCUUUCUGGCUCAAGUUUUUUCCAUUUGUGGCGAUACCAACCUACUACCUGACAGGAUUUCUAUUAUUUGGCCUGGCGAGAGGCAAAGAAUUUCCUGAGAUCUUCCUUUUCCCUCUGGACUUCACUGCGGCCGGGGGCGUGGCCUCUACCUACGGUCCACUCCGUAUAGCAUAUGCCAUGUACUUGGAAGGCGCUGUUAUAUUGGCUUCGACAAAUGUUGCACUGUUGAGAGUCUCCGCCACUAGAGGAUUCACUACGGCUGCCAUCAAAAUGGGACUCAUGACCAAUUCACAUCGUUGACAAACAAGUUUCCAUUGUCAACACUGACACUGACAAUUGUUCAAGUGAAAACAAUUUUUACGUGAAAUCUUCAUUUUGAUGAUAAAAGAGAAAAUGUGUUCGUGUAUCAGUUACGAAUUUGAUGAGUACUAUCAUUCAGGUGUCACUGAUGUCAUGAAUCUAGUUGUAUAAAAAACUUCAAAUUAAUAAUACUUUUUUUAAAACAAUGUCGAUUCUUACAUCAUCAUCAAUAUCUCAUAAACUUGAGCAGAAUGAUAAUGGUGUUACAACCGAAAUUUUAAUUUCUCAGUUUUCCAAUACUAAACAAAAAUGAUAGUCAGGCAAUAUUAUUCCAUGUAUUUAAAAAAAAUUUUAACCGAAAGUAAUUUCUCGGUUUUUCAAUAAUAAAUGGAUGAUAUUGAACAAAUUAUUAAUUCAUGAUUUUUUCUCAAUUUGAACCAAAACUAUUUUGUCGAUUUUCCAAUAAACAAGUGAUAGUUACUAUUAUAUCAUGUUUUUUAUUCAAUUUGGAUAACUAGCACAAAUAAUUAAAACCACAAUUAUGGAAAAAUCCAUUAGAAGAGUAUAAUUUCCUCAUAUCAUCAAUAAUAUUAUUGAAAUGUCACACUCAAAGUUUUUUAUCAUCUUUAUGUCAAUUGAAAUAGAAUUAAUGGUCUCUCCUGA